Pieris macdunnoughi is the source of this 654-nucleotide messenger RNA. The record is from the annotation of a GenBank genome assembly. NCBI's taxonomy places the organism in Eukaryota, Metazoa, Arthropoda, Insecta, Lepidoptera, Pieridae.
AUGUCGUUCGAGGAUAUUCUCAAUAAAGUGAAGCAGUACCCGGUGCUGUGGGACCCUGCUCAUAAGUAUUACCGCCGGAAAUCCGUUCAAGCGGAGUCGUGGGCUAUAAUCGCCGCCGAUCUUGACUCCGAGGAGAAACUUGUGAGGAGUAGAUGGAAAUACCUAAAAGAUCAGUGUCGAAAAGAACUUAAGAAAAUUGCAUCGGGUGAAAUAGACAAGUCGAGGUGGCUGUACUUCAACCGACUACAGUUUAUUAAGAAGGAGCUACUAAACGAAGGAGAACCUAAACCAUAUAAAAAUGUAAAAUACGAUGCCGAGUCCGAAGAACCCCCACAAAAAAAAAACAAAAUCGCAAGUCCCGAACCAUGCACUUCAUAUUCAGGUCAGGAGUCAUGGAAACUGCAGCAAAUCACAACUAAAUUAAACGAGUUAUCCAAGAAGAUAGACAACCAGAACCCAUUUGACGACGAGUUGAGAAAUAAUCCCGAUUUCAUGUUUCUCAUGAGUAUUUUGCCAACUAUACGCGAUUUGACAGAUGUUCAGAAGUUUACGUUUAGAGGGAAAGUGAAUGAGUGGUUAUUGGAGGCGUUAGCGCAGAAUCAAUUCCUUUUGAGUGAACAAUAUCAGUGUAAAAUUGAAGACCCGGAUUCGUAG